This is a messenger RNA of Lontra canadensis (Northern American river otter), 1539 nucleotides long. It is a transcript of the gene ZNF391, whose product is annotated as zinc finger protein 391. The record is from RefSeq and is a predicted model, not a curated record. The transcript is spliced from 3 exons. Bases 342 to 1415 code for a protein of 357 amino acids. NCBI's taxonomy places the organism in Eukaryota, Metazoa, Chordata, Mammalia, Carnivora, Mustelidae. Gene Ontology annotation, cellular component: nucleus.
CAGAAGCUUUAUGAGAAAAGACACCCAAGUCCUAGCUGUGCCAUUUUACCGUGUGGGACCAAACUCUCAGAGAGAUCAAGGCAUUAAGAUUGAGCACUGAAUAGCCCUGUGUCUCCACCACCCAAGCCUUGUGUUAAAUCCUUUCCCUUCAGCUGGAAUCCCAGCAUGUGACUUGGACAUUGUCAUUUGGUCGGAGGGAGGACAGCUGAGGAUGCUGGAUCUUCAGGCCCUGAAGAGGGAAGUGAGCAAAAAUACCUGUCUGGAUAGGGAGCUGUGAACGGAGCCAAAGCAGCAGCACCAAUCAGGCUAUUUCUGAAGAACCAGAGUUUUCAGUGUCAGCCAUGCAAAGUCUCAGAAGGAGUACUGCCCAAGGUCCUCCGAAUGAAGAGGCCUAUAAAGGUGAGGGCCGGUUAUCGAGGCAGACAAAAUGUCCUGUCCGGAAGACAUCUUUUGAGAAAACAGCAAUCAGGAACAUGUCAAUGACCCUUAAGGAAAUUUUUGCUAGGGAGAGAGUUCCUGAAUCUAGUGAAUUUAGUCUAAGCUCAAAAGUUAAUACACAGCAGAACAUUCCAAAGGGAGCUAGAUCCCCCAUAUCUAGGAAAAACUCCGAAGAUAAUUUGGACUUCAUUAAACACCAAAAACUCUUCCCACAAAAGAAACCUUGUAAAUGCAAUGAAUGUGGGAAAGCCUUCAGUUACCAAUCAGACCUUAUUGUCCACAGGAGAAUUCAUGGUGGAGAAAAGCCUUUUGAAUGCAAUGAAUGUGGAAAGACUUUUAGCCGAAGUACACACCUUAUCGAGCAUCAGAGAACUCACACUGGAGAGAAGCCGUACGAAUGCAGCGAGUGUGGAAAAGCUUUUAGCCGGAGCACGCACCUGAGUCUGCACCAGAGGGUCCACACGGGAGAGAAGCCCUAUGAGUGUGGUGAGUGCGGGAAAGCCUUCAGCCGGAGCACGAACCUCAGCCAGCACCAGCGAACUCACACUCAGGAGAAACCUUACAAAUGUACCGAGUGUGGGAAAGCCUUCAGCGACCGCUCGACCAUAAUUCAGCAUCAACGGAUACACACUGGAGAGAAUCCCUAUGAGUGCCGUGAGUGCGGGAAGGCUUUCAGCUGGGUCUCCUCUCUCAGCGAGCACCAGAGAACACACACGGGCGAGAAGCCCUACGAAUGCGGCGACUGUGGGAAAGUGUUCAGUCGCAGCUCUUCCCUCGCCGAGCAUCAGAGGACCCACACCGGGGAGAAGCCCCACGAAUGCGGAGAAUGUGGGAAGGGCUUCGGUCGGAGCUCAUCGCUUAUCAUUCACCAGAGAACUCACACCGGGGAGAAGCCGUACAAGUGUAAUGACUGUGGGAAAGCCUUCAGCCAGAGUUCAACCCUCAUCAGACACCAGCGACUUCACGCUAAAGAGUAACAGUCGAGCUUUCUCCUUAAUGUGCGCGGAAGAGCACGCCGCACUCGCAUCCUGUUCCUGCAAGGAGAAACAGAUUCGUCUGUGGAGUUUUCUUCUCUACUAGCUAGCUGUAAGCCAGGGUCAA